Zingiber officinale is the source of this 2368-nucleotide messenger RNA. RefSeq lists its product as uncharacterized. The coding region runs from base 104 to 1942 and encodes 612 amino acids. NCBI's taxonomy places the organism in Eukaryota, Viridiplantae, Streptophyta, Magnoliopsida, Zingiberales, Zingiberaceae. The transcript is spliced from 11 exons. The record is from RefSeq and is a predicted model, not a curated record.
UAACUCCGCGGAGGAAAAAUUAGUCUAGAGAAAGAUUGAGAACGAGGGAGUGAUCGAUUUUCGGUGGUUUCAGGGAUUCUUCUUCCUGUUGUCGUCUGUGGGGAUGAUGAAGUCUUCGCUGAGACGAUUGAGGAGUCUCUCUCUCCACAAGCACGGGCACAGGCAGAGGAAGGAGGAAGGGUUAAUAGCGCAUCAGGACGAACUCUUCCAAGCCGCUGAGGAUAUUCAUAACAUUAGGAACUGCUAUGACAGCUUACUGUCUGCAGCAGCAGCUGCAGCAAACAGUGCAUACGAAUUCUCAGAAGCCCUAGGGGAGUAUGGUACUUGUCUGCUCAAAAAAACUUCACUUAAUGACGAUGAAGCAAGUGGUAAAGCUUUGUUGAUGCUUGGGAAAACCCAGCUUGAACUUCAAAAAAUUGCUAAUGUCUAUCGGGCCCAUGUUGUUCUGACUAUCUCAACUCCAUCAGAGUCUCUUCUCAAGGAACUGCAAACCGUAGAGGAAAUGAAACGCCAAUGUGAUGACAAGAGAGACAUUUAUAAAUCAAUGUUGGAUUCACAAAGAGAAAGUGGAAGGUCAAAAAAUGUGAAAGGUGAAAAUAUCUCUCAACAACAAUUGCAGGCAGCUCAAUCUGAUUACGAAGAGGAGGCAACUCUUUUUCUCUUUCGCUUAAAAUCAUUAAAGCGAGGACAGUCACGGAGUCUUUUUACUCAAGCUGCUAGGCACUAUGCAUCACAGUUGAACUUCUUCCGGAAAGGAGUUAAGUCUCUUGAAGCUCUUGAGUCACGUGUCAAAGCUGUUGCUGAGGAACAGCACAUUGACUAUCAGUUUAGUGGACUGGAGGAUGAUCAAUUGGAAGAAAAUGAUGAUGAUGAAUACAGUCAUAAUAACGAUGAUGGAGAGUUGAGUUUUGAUUUUGAACAUCACAAUCAAUAUCAUGAUGUCAGUUCUUUUUCUAGAAACUCAACGGAGGAAAAUUUAGAGAGAGCUCAAGCCAAUUAUUUUGGCUGUCACAAUUCUAGAGUUGCCAGCAUGUCAGCACCUCUUUCCUCCACUAGGAAAUGUAAACCAUCUGAAAUGAUAACUCAGAUGCAUCCUUCAUUAAAGACAUUCAACACAUAUGCUCUUCCUACUCCUCUGGAUGUCAAGAGCUCAACCUCAAUUGGUUCAGGCAAUUCAACCUAUGGGGCUUCAUCAGAAUCGAAAGGUGGUUGGACAACACAACCAUGGCAUUCAUCCCCUUUGCAGCCAAAUAUGAUUGGGAAAGAUAGCCAAGAUAUUGAGCUUCCAAGCCCUACCAGUUUUUCUACAGAGCCUUCAUUAAUCAAAGAGAGCAACAUUAUUAGUAACCCUGCCAUAAUGCCAUCUACUGCGAGUGAAGGGAUGCUAUCUAAGUCGAAUUCAGCGAAUGAGUUUGAUUCAAAAUUAAGUGAGAGACAAGCCUUUUCAGUUCCAUUGUCAUGUAAACCUUUAUUGAGCAAACAUGCUCUCUUCCCAACCAAAAUGUCAACAAUGGAAGCUCUGCCAGAAACUUCUGCAAAACCAAAACAUAUUCCAACACCUAAGCUAUCUGUACCACAAAAGGUUUCUCCAAAUGCCUCUUCUCCAGUAACAUCACCGAGAAUAAAUGAGCUUCAUGAACUUCCAAGGCCUCCGACAGGUUAUGCAAAACACAGACCAUCCAUUUUGAUUGGUCAUUCAGCUCCUCUGAUAUCUAGAGGUCAAGAGAUUUCUGCAACAAGCAAACCAACACCAUUUUUAUCACAUACAGCAGCACCACUGCCCAAACCCCCUGGCGUUAUGGCUCGUAGCUUUUCUAUUCCAUCUAGUGUUCAAAGAUCUAAUUUAAAAGCUGCUAACUCAUUAGAUCUUCCACAAAGUCAAAAGAUAAUUACAGACAGUUCGUCUACUCAUACACCUUUGGUGAAUAAUGAGGUAGCCUGAGCUGCUGAUUCAGUCAGAGUAAUUGCACCUAGAAAACCAAAGGUUCAUGUUAACAGAACCAUGUAUCACAUAGAUGUGAGUACUCUUUGAUGUACAUAAUGAAGUGGCUAACCUCUCCGUGUGUGUUUUCUUUUUAAGACGGCAAAUGCCCUUGAGAAUCUGUUAAUGGAUAUCGGCUGGCAGCCUCCUGAGUUCAUAACUCACGACAGAAGUGCCGGUUCAAGGAAAAUGCCAAGUAUUCAGAGUCGUCAAUCCCUUUUGUAAAUAUAACCGAUGUUGUUUUCCUCCCCAUUAGAAAAUUCCAACAUCCUAAGAAAGGGUUGUUACUGAAUCUUACUGGAAACUUUGUUUUUACCCUCAAGCUGCACGAGUCUUAUCUGCUAUACAUUUAAGUUUUUCUUCCGUAAUAUAGCUUCAUUUGAGGAA